Paramuricea clavata is the source of this 8902-nucleotide messenger RNA. NCBI's taxonomy places the organism in Eukaryota, Metazoa, Cnidaria, Anthozoa, Malacalcyonacea, Plexauridae. The record is from the annotation of a GenBank genome assembly.
AUGACUGUAUCGGACAAUAAUACCAAUCCCACAGUAAUUAUACUAGGUGGGAUUGGAAUCUUGCCGAAAUGCAUGUGUUAGUUUUUGAUACUUGGAUGACUGUAUCAGACUUUAAAAUACUCAUUAAUAAUUCAUAAACCUUGUGGCAAAUCAUGUCAGCCAUAGUAUAUCACGUGGAGUGACUUUAUAUCUGAUAAAACACAUGUGGCAUUAUAUAAUUGUUCAUCUUAAUUAGCAUGAUUAUACUAUGGUUCAUCCUAAUUAGUAUUCUUUUGUAGUCGUAUUUUAAGCUAUCCAAAACACUCGUUGUCGUGUCUUAUCAGAUAUAUAACGCUCGGCUGCGCCUCGCGUUAUAUAUCCGAUAAAACACUCCUACUCGUGUUUUAAAUAGUACAUACUGUAUAACUUAGAUUGAAUCACGUACCGCAAUUAUUCGAAUAAACGCCGCGACGUUUAUUAAAUUUUUGGCGCCCAAGGUGCGGCGUUUAUUCGAGGGCGGCGUUUAUUGCAAAUUGUGUAACAACAAGUGUGCAUUUAUUGUUUAAUUAAAACUCAACUUCAACACUUAACCCAAAAAACUAAGAAUAAAGUUCAUAUGUUAUGAAUGCUUCGAAUAAACGCCGCAUCGAUGAGAAAUAAUGCGGAGUUUAUUCGAGGGCGGCGUUUAAUAAUAUUUUUGCUUGUCCCUGCGGCGUUUAUUCGAGGGCGGCGUUAAUUCGAGGGAGGCGUUUAUUCGAGUAAUUACGGUAUAUAACUAGAAAUAGUAUGUUAUGUUAACCCUCCCAGACCCAAAAAUUACUCCUUCUAAUCAAAAUCCGCCCCAUACAGAAUCAUUUUCUGUCUUAGGAAAUACAGAAUAAUUUUCACACUCUACAGGAAAGAUCCUGAAGCUUGAAAGAAAUUUAAUGUAUAAAAUAGAACCUGCACUGUAAAAAAUGAUGGGUAAAUUUACACAAGAUUUUGCGUAAAAUCUUCCUUUCAACUCAAUUUAUAUGUAAGUUUAAUACAAAAAUAGGAGUAAAUUUUUAACUCAAAUUAUUGUGUUAACACAAAAUACUCGGUAAAUACAUCAUUUACACAACAUUUUGAGUAAAUAUUUACUCAUUGUUAUGAGAAUUACAACUCUCGCUCGCGUUUGACCGCCAACUGUCAUGAGUCGUGUUUACACUACCAGCCUUGGCCUAGCCUUGGCCUAGCCUUAUAUCUCAAAAAUGUACAAGUUUUAGUGAAGUACUUUAAUUAGCGUGGAGUAAAUUAUUUUGUCCUUUAUAACAGUUCAUAUAAUGACUUCAAAUUGUGUUUUAAACUUUCCAUGAAAUGUAUUCUCUUGAACGUUUUGCCAACAUUCUCUAAAUUUUCCGUUUAGUUUUUUAUACACCGUGUAGAAUUACAUAGGACGUGGAACAUCGAUGGUUUACAAAUCGAUGCCUAAAAGAACCUCUCACAAUAAAAAGUCUCGUUUUAUUAUCUUCCGAUAAUGUAUUAGCGUGCUUAUCAAUUUUGUGUUUUUAGGCUAUGUGUUUCUGGGAGAGAGGCUGCACAAGUUUAAUGCAUCAGCGCAGUAUGCUGCGCCUUUGAUGGCUGACUUUGGCGCCGACCUGCAUGAUAAGACUUCUAUUCGCUACAUUGACACAGGUAUAUAUUGCAUUUAUUCUGAAUGAGGCCCAGGCUAUAUUUCUCUUUUUGGCCGCAAAAACUAAAACUAAAAAUUUCCUGUGUAAGUCAAAAAUAUAGAACUUCUUGCCUGUGUAAAUUUCAGAGAACGUAUGGUGCCGCACAGUGUGGUAAAAUGUCCAUCUCGGCACAAGACAAUCUCGACUUGCAAAACGCUUUAUAUGGUAUUCCACUAUAUAUAUAGAGGAUCACAAAAAUGUCCUGUAAGAAGAUAUUUUGUUAAAAAAUUUUAGUGCUGCUGGCUUUCACAAAUAUCCUGUUUCUGCAUAAAUACAGAAUUGUACAUGACUCUUCCACAGUCCCUCAGAUUUGCUUCAGAGAAAUUAAAAUAAUGCAGGCGCUUGCGGGUUAGAAAAGUGGAACACGCCUAGGCUCGUGGAAAUGCUGCGGGAUGAGCGACUGGGGACGAGUGUGGAAUUCUACCCCUAUAAACACCACGAUCAAACGUCUGCGCGUAUUUAUUCUUGUAUUCAAAAGACUGGAAAUAGUAUUGUGUUCACAAAGCUCCACCAAACGUUUCGAGAAAAUGACGAGUGUUUAAACUCACUAUAACUUCGUCUUGACACAAGGAAAAAGCGCUGAAAUUCCCUAUACCUUAUAGAUUCUGCCAUUUCCUUAUAGUAAGUAUAUACACUUUUCCCGUAUUUACUCCUAUCAUUAUGGCAGAUAUUUCCCCCGGCAUUUCUCGCGCAUGUGCUUUAUGUUUGACCGCGGUGUUAUUUCUGUAGGAAAUGAUGUGGUUGACUUGGUUUAAGUUUAGAAUUAUAUUAUUAUGUUUUAUAGGAGAUCGACUAACAGUGGAGUGGGCGAAUAUGAGAGUGAGAGACGAGUCGCCAGGUCAGAUAUGAUGAACGAUUAUUACAUGUCCUUGUGCUAAUGUGAUUGACUGUGGUUUUUUGACAUGUUUUUUUAUACCUAGAUAUACAAUUUUCAUUUCAAUGUUCUAUCUUCAAGAAUGGAACUUUGAUUUUUGCUUAUAAAAAUGUGAGUUGUUGAUGGUACUAAUAAAUAAUAUUGUUAAUAAAAAAUAUUGUUUCUCCUUGCAUUGUUUCUCCUUGCAUUGUUUCUCCUUGCGUUUCUCCUUGCAUAACAACCGUUUUUAGGCGACUUUAAAUACGUUGGGCAAACCACCCUAGUUCCCAUUCUCUGAAGAGAGGCAAACGAAGGUAAAUUCCGAAUCAUAGUUUAUAGCUGUAUUUUUCACACUGACUUAACACGAACAGGGAGGGUAACAGUCAGGACAGACCGGACGCGAUUCGACAACGCGGCGCGAUUUUUCGAUUUUUACUGACCGAUAACUUUGAUCCUGGUUUACGUUUUCCAAAUAUUUAGAAGCAGUAUAACACUUUGAGUUGUAUUUGGUCUACAUAUCUUUUAAAAUUUCCUUUCAUUGGCAUGUUUUAUUAACUUUUAGAAAAUUGAAAAAUCGCGUCGCAUUGUCGAAUCGCGUCCUGUGUGUCUCGGCUUUGAGGAUUUGCCAUAGAAUUAAGGCUUUUGAAUAGCAAUUAUUAAUGUAAUACUGCCAACCUCCGCACUAAUUAAGGAAACAAAUAAUUUAAAACACUGAACCAGGAACAAUUGUUUUUGACUAGAAACAACAACCAAUUAAGAACCAACUCAGCCUGAUUUCUCACUAUAAGUACACAUUAUAUAAGAAUCUCUCCAGUCUGACAAAAAGUCCUAUCCCAUCCACAAGGUUCUUUUAUGCAGGUUUUUUAUUCAUGCUUGAUGCUAUGCGUAAGUUAAACUUGUCUAGGGAUUCGUUUUACCACGAGUUUUUGAAUUAUUUUUUUCAUUUUUAGAUUCCUAAACCAGUGGAUAAAUUAAGAAGGACAAAUGACUUCUUUGUACGUGUUGGUCUUUCGGACACCUAUCGACGUGAAACGAUUAGACAAGGUCCCAUUAAAAUAGAUGGAAAAUGGUGUAAGUGGAAUUCUUAUUUUGUGAUGACGUUACAUAAAUGACAAAGUUCUGAAUACUUUCAACUUGAAAAUCAUAGCACCAGCAAAAAGUAAAUACGCAAAUAGCGACCGCAUACCUUACGUGCUACCUUGACAUGGUACUUGGCUGAAAAAAGAAGUACCAGACUGCAACACUCGCUACCUCCAGUACGUAAGUACACGAUUUAUCGCAUUCUGCUGUAAUAAUUACAGUGUAAAGACACUUUUCCAUUCAUCACAAGAGUCGCAAGUUCGCGGCGAGUACGUUCAUCCAAUCACAAUGCUCGACAGUUUAUUUUGCUUAAAUGCAAGCACUCGCAGAGGACAUGCGAGUUGAUGUUUGCGAUGAGUGGAAAAGAGCCCCAAGACAAGUUGGUAUAAUACUGACUCAUGAAACACGAUCGAACUGAUGGAAUGGAAUAUUUGUAACUAAGGAAUGUUGGAGUCGACUGUAAUGUUUGUGAGCUCCAUGUUCUAACUCGUACUUUCAAAUACGCGGCAACAACCAUUGGAGUACAGUACCAUUGCAGUACGUUAAAAUGUACAAGACAGUAUAUAUACAAUGAGCCAUCAACACAACUGUUAACUGCAUCAUUGUACACAUUCUUUAAAGUAUUGCAACUGAGUUUUAUACACUGCAAAAAAUUUGGACUCGAAAACCUGAGUAAAAUAAUGCACCCACAGUGGCUCAAAAUAUUUAGUAAAGUUGUAGUAAAGAGUAGUAAAGAGAGCAAAUUUAGUGAUUGUUAGUAGAAUAAAGUUUUUUUAGUAGAGUAAAUUUGAAACUUUUCUCCUGCAAAAGUUUGGUGGAUUUACUCAUAAUUUUGAGUAAUUUCACUCAACGUUUUGAGUGUGUGUGGGUGCACUAUUUUACUCAAGUUUCUGAGUCAAGAUACUCACCGAUUUUCUGCAGUAAGUGAACUUCGCUUGUAUUAGUUUAAUGUGCAUGGGAACAGGGAUGACUUGAUUUGGAUAUAUAGGAUUCGGAUGCUGAAGCAACUAUGACAGUGUUCUGAAACAGACUAAUGAGUAAUGUUUAUUUUUAGAUCGUGCUGUGCGUUACAUUAUCUAUUAUCUAUACGAUCGAGUUCAACUUCCGAAAAAUAAAGUUGUGAAUGGAGCAGCAUUUGUCCUUAUACCUUUUCCAAGUAAGUGGACGGUGGUAUGGCAGCUAUGUGCACUCUGCAUGCAUUGUUGCACUAAAAUCUGAAUUGACGUGCAAGCCGAUACUUGAAUAAACGAAAUGAACUAACGACUACAUGUUACAAAACAUACGCAAUACAUUACGCAAUACACGACUUUGGAUGGCUAACAAAACAAACUUCUAACUCUGCAGAUGGUUUUAGUACUGGUACAAAAGUGUCGAUUUGAACAAAGCUACGCAUUAGAAUUAUGUUUAGGAGUUAUUCACGCAUAAUCAUAUACAUUAUCCAAUGCCUAGACAGCUUUAAUUGCUCAGUUCAUAUAUUCAAUUCUAUCAUUCUGCACAUUGUCAUUGGAGGAAUAUAGUAACUUAUAGCAUGUGAAUUAUCCAAAGUUGUGAGUUAGGUAUAAACAUAAAUUAUUUGAAUUCUUUUUUACUCUAUGUUAUACGAAAGGGUUUUUCCAAUAUUUUAUUAUUUUCGUUGCGUUUCGAGCAGUUUAACUGUCCGUCUUCAGGCUACGAAUUAAACAAAAAUGACUACAAAUGAUCACAAAAAUUACAUUUGUAGUCAUUAAAUUGCCCGAAAUGUAGCGAAAAUAAUAAAAAACAUUGAGGAAAAACACCUUCCGUAUAUAAUCCUAUAUAAAGUGAAAAAGAAUUAAAAUAAUUUAUACUAUGAAUGGAGGUGAGAGUUUUAUAGAGAACAAAUUAAAUAUCAACAAUUUUCUAUUCUUCUUCUAGACUGUGUAAUGUUUAAGUCGUGUGAUACGUGUUUGAAUACCCAAGAAAAAUUUGAUUGUAGGUGGUGUCCUGCGAUUAAGAGGUGAGGACAUUGGCAACAAUGUGCCAACAUCUGCUCCCACUGUAAUAUUUAUACAGGAAGCCUAAUCAGUUAUGGUUACAACGUUGCAACUGUCAUCAACAAGGCUGAUGUACAAUGCUUGUAUUCUUUCAAUGAAUGUGCUGUGUUGGUGUUUCAUAUGUCGGCGUCAGGCUGAGCACCUGAAAAGUGGUGUAGCUUAAUUUUUUAACAAUUGUAACAAUGAUUAGCCGUUUUCACAUUAGAAGACGGACAAGUCGUCUAGACGAACAAAUCGUCUCGAAAUCGUCUUUUAGUCGGACAAAUAAUCAGAUAUGAAAACGUGUCGGACAAAAUAUUAGACGAACAAGACGUCUGAAUUUGUUCGACUACUUGUCCGUCUGUGAAGACGAUUUUUGAGAGACGAUUUGUUCGUCUAGACGACUUGUCCGUCUCUAAUGUGAAUAGGGCUAAUAAGGCAAGUUAGACAUAAAAUUGGUCGCCCGGAAUAAAAUUCACUUGCCAUCAGGGCUAGUUUUGCCCUUGCAUUUCUGCAAAAUUUGAAAAAGAUGAUUACAUGCAGUAAAGAUUGAUUAAUCAGUCUUAUGUAUUGAAGACGUAAUAAUGAAUGAUUUCAGCAAUAAUUUCAGCAGAUUUACUAAAUAAUGAAUGCAUACCACAAACAAGUAAACAAUUUGGUGUAGCAAUCUAUUUCUGGAAAAAUGAUGUUAAAACAACUUGCCCGAUCGUGCAAAGCAACUUCUAUUUGCCCGUAAAGGCGUAAUGAUUUUUACUUACCCCUGAUGAAUUAGAACACAGGCUAUAGGUCAAACUAUACUAAAGACAGUAUGCUCCUUUUCUUUCUCAGAUGUUCAGAUGGCAUUGACAGGCAUCGCAGUGAAUGGGUGACCGCUGGGUGUCUUCACGAUAGUGUAAACUCGGUACGUUUAAAUAAUAUCACAGUGAACUGCAUGCCCCUAUACGGACAGGGACGUAUGAAUCGGGGAGGGUGAGGGCGGCGGGUAGAGCACUGAAUUUAGUUCUUUCGUUACACUGGUUCAGUAUAACAUACAUGCAUGUACAGAAGGGCAUGAUGCAUGGAGCGAUGAUUUCUAUCCUGAGCAAACAAUUUUUGUCAGCCUCUGUACUCCGUGUCUUUCACGGAAGAGGUUAUUUCGCUGGCCUCAGAGUGACAAAACGUAACAAAGCAACGGUUUUAGUGGUUUUACUAACACUAACCCUACUCCAAACACCAACUGUAACCCUAAUCCUUGCCCUAAUCCUAACCUAACCCUACUCCAAGUUUGUUUCUAAACCAAUCUUGAAGACAAAAUUUUUGACGAAAUCUCGUUUAGCGAAAUAACUUCUUCCGUCUUCCACGUACUAUUUAAAACAUGAGCAGCUAAAGUGUUUUAUCAGAUAUAAAGAUACGAGGAGAAGCCGAGUAUCUUCGGAUAAAACACUCACUGCUGCUCAUGUUUUAAAUUGCUUCAAAAACGAUCGAUGUAGUAAGUUCAUUGACGAAGUAAUUUUGAAAAGACACGUUGUGUAAGUCGAGAAAAUCAAAGUUAAAGUUUAUGUAAAUCAAGGGAAAUUUCUAUCGCAUAUAAAGAUACGACACGCUUAUGAUUUUUUCUUUGUGUUUUCCUCAUGAAUUAUUAAUGAGUUUUUGAAUAUACCAUACUAAAUGACUUGACCCACUGUUCUUCUGUUCCUACAGUGUUCUAGUAGUGACAAUUCUGGCGUCAGUGGUGGUGUGAUUGCUGUAAUUGUCAUCCUUCUAGUUCUUGUAAUUAUCGCUCUCGCUUGGUAUGUAUACGCUUACUCUCAUCCACAAACUAAAUCAGGAUUAUGUUUGAUCAAGGUAAGAAAUCAAUACUUUUAGCCCAUGUGUUUUCAAUUGCGUUAAUUAUUAAAUUGCAUGGCUAUGUUAUUGAAAUUUGAGGUGUUUAUCCUUCGUACUUUCUGGCCUUCAUGAAUGAGGAGUACCUUUUGAAUUUGACUUCUGGUGUAUAGUGUUGGUUUCUCAAUGGGAUGUAUUGUAUAAACAAUAGUGUUAAAAAGGACAAGGGUACCAUGACAUUUAUCUGCCCCUUCAGGGUUGCAGUAUUUUGCAUCUGUAUCAAGCAAUACGAAUGUUGCUGUAUUGUAAAUGUAGCUUUUCAAAAUAAGCCGGCGGCCGCCGGAGCUCCGACGUGUGUGCCACGAGGUUUUUACCGCCAGUUACUUUGUUUGGUACUUGAAAUAUCAGUUCUGCUCUCAUUUCUCCACUCGAAGCUUUCAAACAAAGUUAAACUGAUUUGGUUAUUUGCCAUCUUAAAUUUUGAAGUUAUCUUGUUGAAGAAUGAAAGUAGUCUGUGAUACAUUAUAAUUUGGUUACAAUCUUACAGAGCUGAAUUGUGCUGUUAUACCUAAUCAAUACGGUACAUAGAACCAAUAAACAGCAUUCGAAUGACGUGCAGUGAUACCUGCACAUGUGGUUCUAGGUAUAUUGUAUUAUAUUAUUGGAAAUUUAAAUUUAAAAUACUGUACAUGCAUGAAAAAGAGAAACCUUAAUUACCGAGUUAAAUUAAAUUUUUUUUUAAAUAGUUUUAGUGAAUUACAUCAAUUACUCGAUUAUACUAUCCUUGCUGUAAGAAGUUAAGUUGUAGAUUACAUAUUGGACUAUAGAAUUGCUAUACUAAAGGUCUAUUUAGUAGGGGGGGGGGCCCUUAGUACAUUUAAAAAAUCAUCUCUUAGAACCAUAUAUAAUUGAGUUACGCUAAAAUGCUAUUAUAGGUAUUAAUAGCGUCCACCAGGGGACUGUUCUUAAAUCUCUCUGUUAGUCUGUUGUGCUUAAAGUUAUAGUACAUAUCAACAUUAGACCUAUAGUUUCUGGGAGUAAAUUGUGCAAACGGUGCUCUGGUGAAGAUAAUUUUGUUAUUAAUUCCACACAGUGCUUCUCGCAUCUUUCUCUUAAUGUUUGUAUCUUGAGAUGAUCUAACGCUUCGCAAUAACAAAACCAGGCAAGAUUAACCUGAACGCUUUUUUCUGUAUUCUUUCGAUAUCUAGAUUUUGUGCGCUAGUUUUUCCCCCAUGCCAUAACACAUCUCCAUAUUCCAGUGUUGAUCUAAUAACGCUACAAUAAAAUUGAAGCAAUUACUGCGUUGGUGCACCAUAUUUUUUACCAUAUAAUUAACACUGAACCUGGUUAUGUUAAUUCAAUUCUAUAACUUAUACGUAAUAUUUUUUCUACAGUAUGGUAACCCUACGAAAUGGUGUCGUAAUUCAAGUGGUGAGAGACAGAAUACAUCAACAGAUGGUCGAAUUAGUUUCAAGACAAUGGCUUUCGAAAGUAAUGCUUAA